UCGAAAAKCUUAUCCUUGCAACUAAAUUUUGAGAGACUGAUGGAGUACAUGAAUUGUUGCAGUGCCAAGAGGAUUGUGCGUAUACUUCUAUACGCUAUCUUUUUUAUGCUCGCCUUGAGCUCCGAUUUUAGUGCUUCGGGAAAUGAAUCGGAUCGUUUGACUCUACUUGACUUGAAAAGUAGAGUAGUGAAUGAUCCAUUCAAAAUCGUCAGUUCUUGGAACGAUUCUUUGCAUUUGUGUGAUUGGGUUGGGGUAACUUGUAGUUCCACUACUGGAAGAGUAGUGGUGUUGGACUUGGAAGCUCGGAAAUUGACUGGUUCGAUACCCCAUUCUGUGGGAAACCUCACUUAUCUUGUUGAGAUCAGGUUGGGAGACAACAACUUCCAUGGCGGAAUCCCCCAAGAGUUGGGUCAGCUACUACAACUGCGUCAUCUCAAUUUGUCCUUCAAUAACUUUAGUGGUCAGAUUCCACACCAAUUGUGCGCGUUAAGCAAGUUGGAACUACUAGCACUUAGCCGCAAUAAUCUGAUUGGAMCAAUCCCAUCUUGGGUAGGAAAUUUAUCUUCCAUAUCUCGCUUGUCGCUUGCACGAAACAAAUUUGAAGGAGACAUUCCUAAUGAAGUAGGGCAUCUAUCAAGAUUGAAAUUGUUUACCGUUUAUGACAACAAUUUGAUAGGUACAGUGCCAUCUUCAUUAUAUAAUGUAACUUCUCUGAUUUACUUCGCUCUCACUCAAAAUCGACUACAAGGAACUCUACCACCAAAUAUCGGAUUUACUCUUCCCAAUCUUCAGUUAUUCGUUAUUGGUAUCAAUUAUUUCUGUGGGACUAUUCCCACAUCCUUAACUAAUGCCUCCCAUCUUCAAAUUUUAGAUCUUGCUGACAAUAGUUUCACUGGAGUGCUAUCUCAUGACUGGGGCAAUUUAAAAGACUUAGAGAGGCUCAAUUUUGGAAAGAACCUACUUGGAAGUGAAAAAGUUGGUGACUUAAAUUUUAUCACUUCCUUGGCUAAUUGUACUAGUCUAAGGUUUCUAAGUCUUUUUGGGAAUCGAUUUGGAGGAGCAUUACCUCCCUCUAUCGGAAACCUUUCAAAUAAGCAUCUAAUACACCUAACCUUAGGUACAAAUAUGUUAACCGGAAGCAUUCCUACUGAGAUUGAAAACCUGAUUAACUUGCAAGUUCUAGAAUUGAAAGAUACUUAUGUGAAUGGUAKUAUCCCUCCUAAUAUUGGGAAACUUCAUAAUUUGGUAGAGCUGUAUUUGGCUGCUAACAAAUUAUCUGGCCCGAUUCCAUCCUCCAUUGGUAAUUUAUCUUCACUGGCCACGCUCGCCAUGGACUCUAACAAACUUGAGGGAAGUAUACCUCCCAGCUUGGGACAAUGCAAAAGCCUCCAAUUUCUUUACUUAUUUAAUAAUAGCCUAACUGGCAUCAUACCAAAAGAAGUUCUCAAUCUUUCCCUUGCCAUCUUCUUGGCCUUGGAUCAUAACUCGUUUAAUGGUCCAUUGCCAUCUGAAGUGGGUGAGUUAGUUGAUUUGAUAGCAUUGGAUGUAUCAAACAACAAAUUAUCAAGUGAUAUUCCCAACAAUCUCGGUAAGUGUAUUACCAUGAAAUACUUGAAUUUGGAGGGUAAUCAAUUUGAGGGAACAAUUCCUCAAUCUUUUGAAGCUUUGAAAGGUCUAGAAACACUUGAUCUUUCAAGCAACAACUUAUCAGGGCUUAUUCCCCAAUUCCUUAGCAAGUUUCUCUCACUCAAGUAUCUCAAUCUAUCCCACAAUAAUUUUGAGGGGAAGGUCCCAAAAGAAGGUCCAUCGAUGUUGUCGUCAACAAAUUGCAAGCAAUUAGAACCUCCUAUCUCAAGUUUAAGAGGACAAGUCGGAGGUUGAAUAGAUAUUUGUUUCCCCAAGCUUAAGGGACAAAUAACUCUACCAAACAAAAAUCUAUUUUUCAUUACUAUUAUUUUUGGUUGUUUUUA
Momordica charantia (bitter melon) is the source of this 1970-nucleotide messenger RNA. NCBI's taxonomy places the organism in Eukaryota, Viridiplantae, Streptophyta, Magnoliopsida, Cucurbitales, Cucurbitaceae. The record is from RefSeq and is a predicted model, not a curated record.